Messenger RNA from Nyctereutes procyonoides (raccoon dog), 699 nucleotides. RefSeq names its product brain specific homeobox (gene BSX). Bases 1 to 699 code for a protein of 232 amino acids. The transcript has 3 exons. Gene Ontology annotation, molecular function: DNA binding; DNA-binding transcription factor activity, RNA polymerase II-specific. The record is from RefSeq and is a predicted model, not a curated record. Gene Ontology annotation, biological process: regulation of DNA-templated transcription. Lineage: Eukaryota; Metazoa; Chordata; Mammalia; Carnivora; Canidae.
AUGAAUCUCAACUUCACCUCCCCGCUACACCCGGCGUCUUCUCAGAGGCCCACGUCCUUCUUCAUUGAGGACAUCCUGCUGCACAAGCCCAAGCCACUAAGGGAGAUGGCCCCUGACCACUUCGCCAGCUCUCUGGCCUCCCGGGUGCCUCUGCUAGACUAUGGCUACCCCCUCAUGCCCACACCCACCCUCCUGGCUCCUCAUCCUCAUCACCCUCUGCAUAAGGGAGACCACCACCACCCUUAUUUCCUCACCACCUCGGGGAUGCCGGUGCCCGCGCUCUUCCCGCACCCCCAGCACAGCGAGCUGCCGGGCAAGCACUGCCGCCGCCGCAAAGCUCGCACGGUGUUCUCGGACUCGCAGCUCUCGGGCCUGGAGAAGAGAUUCGAGAUCCAGCGCUACCUGUCCACGCCGGAGCGGGUGGAGCUGGCCACCGCGCUCAGCCUGUCCGAGACGCAGGUGAAAACGUGGUUCCAGAACCGGCGGAUGAAGCAUAAAAAGCAGCUGAGGAAAAGUCAGGAUGAGCCCAAAGCGCCAGACGGGCCCGAGAGCCCCGAGGGCAGCCCCCGCGGCCCAGAGGCCGCCUCUGCCGAGGCCCGGCUGGGCCUGCCCGCCGGCCCCUUCGUGCUGACCGAGCCGGAGGACGAGGUGGACAUUGGGGACGAGGGGGAGCUGGGCCCCGGGCCGCACGUGCUCUGA